GUGCUGGAAGGCAGCGUGGAUCAAUCCGAGCAGGCUUUCUUGACCGACGAGCAGAUCAAGGAUGGUUUUUGCGGCUUGGCGAGCCGCGGCUUUUUCGAACUCAGUCCUUACUUCCUGACCCUAGGCCUCACCUGCACAUCGUAUCCCAAGGAAGAUGCCAUGGGCUCAGUCGGUUGGGUUCGAAUCAAGACGCAUGUAGAGAAGGAGAUCAAUCGUGCGCUGAAGAGCGCUGAGCCGGAGCCGUCGUCGCACCGGGAAGUUUUAGAGGAGCAUGGCGGCAGUGCUGCCUCCACAGGCAUUCGCUUUCGACAGAAUUUCGGUGAGCAGGCAGAGCACCUGCUGAACCAACAGGUGCAGAUGGAGCUGAGUGCAUCUCACGCCUACCUUGCGAUGGCUGCCUAUUUCGACCGUGCUGAUGUGGCACUGCCGGGCUUUAAGGAGUGGGCGCAGAAACAGAGUGAGGAAGAACGUGAGCAUGCUGAGCCCUGGUUGCCCCAUGGACGACUGGGACAUACUGGUUGCCCCUGGUUUGACCUUUGGAAGGAGAAGUUCAUCAAAUAUCUCAAUCUCCGUGGUGGACGAUAUGUUCCAAGCAACAUUCCAGAGCCAGAGGACCAUGUCUUUUCCAGCGCAUUGGAUGCCAUGGAGACGGCAUUGAAGAUGGUGCGAUGGUUUCAGUCGAGUCGUUUUUGGCGAUGUAAAGCGUAG
Molecule: messenger RNA, 708 nt
Organism: Cladocopium goreaui
Lineage: Eukaryota; Dinophyceae; Suessiales; Symbiodiniaceae
Source: the annotation of a GenBank genome assembly